Messenger RNA from Effrenium voratum, 525 nucleotides. The record is from the annotation of a GenBank genome assembly. NCBI's taxonomy places the organism in Eukaryota, Dinophyceae, Suessiales, Symbiodiniaceae.
GUAUCUGGAGUGAGAAGGUGGCAUCCAUCAAUCUUCCAUUCAUCUGGGAUUCGGCAUCGGGAGAGAGCGCCCCCAUCGGGGUCCCCUUGCCCCCAGAAUUGAGCCCAGUAUUGAAAGAAUUGAUCCUGGACAUCCUCCGGGCGGUAAUACCACUCCUUUCGGAUGAUGAUGAGAGUGUGUUCUUUGGACUGAGAAAAAAAGGUUCCCGGAUUCCUUGCAAUCCCACUCUAUGGGCUCUCCACUGGCCAGGGUGAGUUCAUCAUACUGGCGUCUCUGAUGGGCCGGCAACACGAAACGCGCACGGUGUUUACCCCGUGCACGGAGUCUGUGGCACUCUACCUGGUGUAUUUGUGAAGCCAUGGUGAGAAAAGGGUUGGAUCCUUUAGUGGUCACCUUAUGUGCCAAUUUAUUACCUUGUGUUUUCCAGGAACACCAUGUGGGGAAGUCUGGCAAAAAACCUUUGGCGCGGCAUACCGCAGUCCAGUCCUGGUGGAUUGUGGGUUGCUGAGAGUCACCAUGUUUGGU